Molecule: messenger RNA, 672 nt
Organism: Drosophila suzukii
Lineage: Eukaryota; Metazoa; Arthropoda; Insecta; Diptera; Drosophilidae
Source: RefSeq, a predicted model, not a curated record
UGAUAUGGGCAGCCGGCUUAAAUUAAAUGGAAUUUAAUUUCAAUGUAAUUUCAAGGAUCUAUAUUUUCCAUGACAUGUAUUGGAAAUUGGAAGGAUUUAGAUUGGUUUGUUUAAUGGUCAAAUUCUCAAACCCAAGAAAAUUUGUUCAUAUUUAAUAUGUGAAUAAGUUUUACCUUUAAUAGCCUAACUUCAUUAAAGGAAAAACUAUUGGCAGGAAACCAUUUUUUUCAGUGUACUCGGAAUGCGUGGGAGAGAGCGAGAGAACCGCGCGCAGCCUCCGCUGCAAAAUGAACAGGAAUGGCAAUGAAACGGGGCAAUCAGCUGAUGCGGCCAUCGCUCUUUGUUUUGCUUUCGGCAGCAUGGCGGCAAGUGGUGAGAGUAAGAGAGAGUGAGAGGUCGACGGCGACGCUAACAGAGGCAGCGACUGAGGCAGAGGCCAAAAAGGAUUUCCGAGCUUGUGGCCUGCGUUCAGUUUGUAACGGUAUUCCACGCGCCACGGUCGCCCGAAUAACGGAACGCGACACACCCGUACAUCCGUACACCCCAUUCAAGAAUCGGAUUUUGCACAAAGGAAAUAUGAGGAGCGCAAUCAGCAACAGCGAAAUGAAUAAAUUACGCGAAAAUAAAAUCAAUUUGCAUUAAGAGCUGGAGACGAGCGACUAGCCAACGUCG